This is a messenger RNA of Setaria italica (foxtail millet), 991 nucleotides long. RefSeq lists its product as uncharacterized. Bases 391 to 816 code for a protein of 141 amino acids. The transcript has a single exon. Lineage: Eukaryota; Viridiplantae; Streptophyta; Magnoliopsida; Poales; Poaceae. The record is from RefSeq and is a predicted model, not a curated record.
UUCAUCAUCGUAAUUUUCCUUGAACGAUUAUGUGUUCCACACGAGAUCGUUGAAAGUCACUCUUUCUCUAGCUUCUGUCUAAUCCAAGACCGUAUGCGAUCCCAACCAUGAGCUGACCCUCUCCUAACCCCUAACAACAUUUUCCACAGUCGACAAAGAUGCCGUGGCACUGCAACAAUAAAAUGAACUAAUGCAUGCAGUUGGCGGCAGCGUUCUCUCCCAACAGUUGAAAAGAGCUUCUGUCUCUACAGUAUUUCAUAACCAUUUCGCAUUUCUCACCCACCAACUAAUCCCUGCAAAGAAUUAUUUCCCCCACAAAGACCCUCCCUACCUCUCACCUCUUUCUUCUCCCUGCUUGUGUGUGUAUAUAUACUUGCAUACGGUGACCCCAUGGCUUGGAACUUGGAAGCAGCAAAGCCAAAAGUUCUUGAGAGCAAGAUGUUUGAGAGGGAGCGGCGGAUGCCGGAGGAAGGUGAAAGGGGCGUUUUGAAGGCGGAGCAAGAUGAGCCGGAGGCGCCGCCGGUCCACAGCCAGGUGAGGAGGAUCAAGCAGGAGGACGAGGCGGCCAGGGAGCUCCUCCUCAGGCUCCAGCUGCUGGAGAUGAGGCCGGCCACCGGCUUCCGCGAGCCGGCGGCGCGGCAGACCUCGCCGUCGCCGCUGCGCCGAGCCGGCGGCGCGGCAGACCUCGCCGUCGCCGCUGCGCCGCGCCGGCGGCGGGCAGGCCAUCUCGGUGGCGGCGGGGGACUGAUCGAGCCUCUCCACGUCCUGCGCCUGCCUCAGCUUGAGGCUUUGAGCAGAGCAGAGCAUUGCAAAUAGGUAGGGACUAGGGAGGUGUGCUGCCCAAGUGCCCAUCCCAUGUGUAGACAAGCAGGCUUGCAGCUUUGGAUGGAGUCACGGAGAUAGCAGUUGCUGUGUUGCCAGUUUCGUGUGCUUGUACAUAUAAAAGAUCUGAUUGCGGUUUCAAUGGGCUCCUUUGAUCUUUGAUUGGUUU